CAGGUGACCAGAAGCGGCUGUAACGCGGUCAGAUGACCGGAAGCAGUGGCAGUGCGGUCAGGCGACCGGAAGCGCGGCAGCGUGGAGCUCUAGGGGGUGGUGAUGGAGCGCUACGACAAGGCGGCGCUGAACGCGGCUUUCGCGCCCGAGUUUCGGCAAAAUGAGGGUUCAUUAACAUCAACUUUAAGAACACUUCUAUUCUUCACAGCUCUAAUGAUCACAUUGCCUGUUGGGCUGUAUUUUUCAUCAAAGGCUUAUAUAUUUGAAGGUACCUUAGGAAUGUCCAACAGAGACAGCUAUUUUUAUGCUGCCAUAGUUGCUGUAGUCACUGUUCAUGUGGUACUUGCUAUGUUUGUAUAUGUAGCAUGGAGUGAAGGCAGUCGACAGUGGCGGGAAGGCAAACAGGACUAAAAUGGAAGCCAUCAUCAUCUGCUACCUACAGACUGUAAAUAUCACUUCUGCAAAUGGAAAGCAUUCUUCAAAAUGUGUAAUAGAUGUAUGCAAAGAUCAGGCUGAUAUCUCAACCCUGUUCAGUUAUGAUAAGACCUGUGCUUGUCUUGGAUGUGUAGCAGUAUUUUCUGUAAUGCUGAUGGAAGUUGUAUGUGGGUGUAGUCAGCUUCUACUAGAUUGAGCUGAGGAGGUAUUCAUGUGAAAUCAGAAUGAAAUACUUAAAAAAAAAACAAAAAAAAAAAAACAAAAAAAAAAACACCACAAAUCACGUAACUAUUUUUGCAAAUACUAGUAUUUUUUCUGGCCUGCUCUGAAAAUAACAUCAGCCUGAAGCAAGCAUUAUGUUUUAAAUUAACUAAAUUGCUGUUUAAAAAAUAAUAUACUUGCUGUUCAAACAAAAUGGAAAAGAUAAGAUUUCUUUUCUGUGUUUAGUCCAGAUCUGCAUUCUCUUAUGCUAAUUCAUCAGGUUACUACAAGUAUAACUUACUUUGUUGGAAGAAGUGGAAUAAAGGCCUUGGCCCAAACUGGCAGCUCUUUACGGCAGUGUGCUAGGCUGAGGCUUUGUACCUGUAGCAUUUGAAAGCUGUCAGAAAAAGUUGUGGGUGGUAUCUGAAAAUCUCAUUAAGGAGCAUCCUCUGAAGUAUUCUGACCUUCCUAUUAAAACCAAAUGUUGCUUUCUGACUUCAGUAAUUCAUUUUUUCAGGACAUUUCAGUUCAGUUACUCGAGUAGGAUGAAUAGGUUGUUUUAAAAGCAACAUGAGGUAAAUGUGUUUAGUGACCUUAUCCUGCAGUUACAGUUUGAGUCCAAAACAUUGGGCAAGCUUCCUCUGCUAUGAGGUGGAAUUAUUCCUUGGGGAGGUUGUAUAAUUUAAAAAUUAGAACUUGUUACUUAGGAGAUCGUGGGAUGCCUUCCUAAUGUGGGAUACCCACCUUUCCUCAUCUUCAGUUGUGAUUUUUGUUAUGGUAUAAAAUUUAAUUUCAAAUUUCCUUUUCUUUUGCUUUGAGAGCAUUUGUCUCAUUAGUGCAGUGCUUGUCUUUUUGUUCUCCUACACUUAAAUCUCAAUGAAGCAAAAGAAAUGGUGUAGCGGCACAAUUUAUGUCCUUCUAUGUAUGUACUUGAUAAUUGCUGAAGGAUGCAACUGCAUUGCCUGUGGUGAACUAAGCAGUAACAGCUAUAACCUGCACUAAUGAGCAGUGGAGGAACAAGUGAGAUAUAAGGGAGAAAACAAGCUGUUUGCAAAUGUUGUCCUUUAUGAAGCAGAACACAAUGAUCAUGUUAUGGGAACUUUGCUUCUCUUCAUGUGUAUGAAACUGUAUACUGUGAAAUGAUACAAUAUGUUGAGCUCUUUUUCUUCCUCAGCUGUGUCUGAACACUCACCAUAGUACAACCAUAGUGACACUUUUGUGUUGUAGAAUAACAGCCCAAAUUUCACUUCUCUGUUGAGCUGAUGUUAGCAAUCUAUUUAGUAUGUAGACAAAACUUCUCCCCUCAGUUCCAGCAGUGCACAGAACUUUUUCUAAAGCUGUUUGCUUUUAAGUUCUUGUACUUCAGGUCUUUCUGUUAAUUUGAACUUUGUUAUAUUAGUUGAGUAUUUUUGAAGUGUUUUGCUUAAUAUAGGACUUGGAAUGAUUUUGUUGUUAUACUUGUCUUUUGUAAAAUGUACCCAAUGAAACAAAAAUUAGGUAUCCAUGCAAAGUAGUGUUCCCAGAACUCAUUCCUCUCCUCAGCCUGUGUGUGCAAACAAACACACUGUGUGCUAGGACAUAGUUAAGCAUUUGCAAUGAAACCUGCACAGGAGUGUAAGGCUAAUACAAAUCACUUUUACAUUAACUGAUUAUGGAUGAGAAAAGUUAACAUCUCAUAGCACUGAAAUACAAAUGUAGUUUGUAUUAUGGCAUGUUGGGUCCCUGUUCUCCAGUGUGUGGAACAUGCACGUUGUAGAACAAGUACUUUACUUUAAUAAGAAACUACUCUGCAAUACACGAUGCACUAAAUAAAUGCGUGUGCUGAACAUUUUGAAUAAUAUCUUUAAUAAUGCUCGUGAAUACUGCAACUUACAAGUAGAUCAGCUGUGGCAUUGUUCAGUAGCUGUGUUAAUUUAUAAUGGCUUAUGGAUGUGAAAAUGAUGGUUGUGCUUUAUUGCCUGGGUCUAGUGCUCUAUCUGUUUUACUUCACACGGCAGAAUUCUUAGAUGCUAGGUUAACUUCCUAGGAAUAGUAAGGAAACAGCUUAAUAACAAAAAUCUAAGAGGCUUGAUUUAUGCAUAGAAAUCCUAAUGUCUCAGCAGCUGGACAUAGUAAGAUCUUUUCUCUUUGAAGAUAAUGUUUUGAUCAGAAAUGUUCUCCCUGAGAAAAGAGAGAAUUUGUGAGUUUCUGGACAGUCAAAUACCCCUGGGUUUUACCUUGCCUGUGCUUGGAAGUUGAAACAACCACUAAGGUAAGUGCUGCAAUGUGAGCAGUCAAGUGCUGGAAUUACACUGUGACUUGGGAGCUCGAAGAACAGAAACUACAGUCGUAUAAUGGACAAUCUGCAUGGAAUAGAUACUCUGCUGGGAGCCGUGCUGUGCCUUAAACUUGCCAAGAUUUAUUAUAUUUCGAGAGGUUGAUUGCAGUUUUUUUUUAUUGUUUGUAUUUCCUCAUGUCCUUGUUAGUGCCUAGGCUAACUUAACUAAUGAGUUACAUUUUUAUUGUGUAAUAAUCAUUGAGAUUUUUGAUUGUUUAUGUUUUGAUUACUCCACAACUGUGAUCAGUUUCCAUAUUUUGUUGCAUUGCUUUUAUUUUCUAUAAAAGAGCAGUGUAAAAUUUGUAAUGAUGUGGUACUUUUAAAGUGAUGCUCUAAGUUCAUUAUAUUACUGAGAAUGGAUUUGAAACAACUGCUCUUAAAAAGACAAAACUGGGAGAUGUGGCCUGUACAACCCUUUCAGUACUUGAAUGUUUUUUUUUUAGUAGUGGUCCAUCAUGUGUUUAUGUAGGUUUACUGUCAGCUAGUUUAGGUAAAAUAAGUGAUUGUAAGUGGAUAUUUUAAAACUGAGAUUGUACCAGAAAUUUAAUGAAAUGUUUUCCUAAGAUUAUAAAUAGUGAGAAUAAUGGAGGGAGGUGGGGUGGAAUUGAGGACUGGAAAAUCAGUAGCUUCUCAAAAUUAGUUUAACUUUCUUUACUUUUUAGUAUUUCCCAUUUUUUUUUGUCUGCAAAACACUGGUGGAUAUCCAGCCUGUCCAGUAUGCAGGUGGUGACUUUGGUUUAUGGUUAAUAAUACCUGAUUUAAUUCAUCUGUGAACAGCUGGCUAAGAAGGUGGUGAUGUUGAUGAUCAUAUUGUUAAUGGGAGUUGCUUGUCACACUAACACACACACUUCAGGCAGUCUUUACAGUAUAUAGAAAGCAAAAUACCACUUUUUUUUCUGUAUGAGGGAGGACAUAAUAAUACACUGCUUAAACAACCUCCUCUGUAAUUUGUACAAUUUUAUUCUUUGGACACUAUCAAAUUGAUACAGAUUUAAAUAUGUGGUUUUGUUACGCUGUAUUAGCAGCAUGACAGACUAGAUGGCAGGCUUUUCUAUUGGAUUCCCAUGGUGGGGGGAGUUGUGCUUGCUGGAAAAUUAUAUUCUCACUUAGUGGUUAGCAGAAAAACAUUUGUUACUGCAAUUGUGAUGGUUUUUAAAAAGCUGCAGAGUUAUUGUACUUAAAUAAAGUACGCUUAGGCUUUUCAUGGCCCACACGAUUGGAUGGGAUGUACUCACAGCCUGCUGACGGGUGUUGUUGGUAUUGGCUCAGGUGAGUAAAGGACAGGGACUCUAAAAUAGAGAAGAACUAAGCUAUCUAUGUAUUAUUGUGAAGGAACACUAUGUGGGUGUGAUGGAAAUUGAGGUAGGUUGUUGCCCAUGGAGCAAGGGGAGGAAAGGGCCUGUGAAAGCCAAUGAGUGGCUUGGGGCAGGGUGAGGGCUGGGAUGUGCUGGCACAGCUUGCUGCAUGGGGACUUGGGCACCAUAUGUUCUUGUUCAGAAGUGUUUAUCCUGUUGUUCUCUGGGGGAUUAUGCAGAAUCAUUGAUCUGAAAUAUUGAAUGUAGAUCAUAAUACAAAGCCAGUUCUGGUUUUAACUUUCAAUUGAAGUUAUUUGUAGGUUGACAGCUUUGCAUCUCCUUUUGUGCAAAUGUGGGGCACAUUUGUUCAGCUUUCUGUUACACAACAAGCAUUGUUACUAGCUCUGACUCAUCUCUUAGGGGUGGGUCAAGCCCUUGGAGUGUAAAUAUUUCUUAAACACAGACUAACUGCCUUUACUGUUCAUUAGAUCUGAUCAACUCUUACUCUAAGGGAGACAAAAGCUGCUUGUUUAAAGUUCACAGGAAAUGGUACUUGAUAUUUCCCUGCAAAGGGAGGGCUCAGUUGAUCUUGAAAGGAUACAAGGAAAUGCUAUGUAGCUUGGGGCCCCCACAGUGAUUUUCAUAUUUGAAGGUGUAUGCUAGAGUGUCAGUUUCUGAGAUGGUGGGAUGCGCCUUGAAUUUCUUUGUUAGGAGGGAUGAAUUACAGUGCUGUGUAAUGCUGCUUAUGAGUUAUGGUUUAAGAGAUUGUACAGAGGUAAACUAUUGGGAUGUCAGUGCCCUUUAAGAUGGCAUGAAAAAAUAUGGGGAAGGUAAAUGGGAAUUUUGCUAGAAGGCAGCUUUUUUGGAGUGCUAGUCUCCCAGUUUGUAUUCUGAAAACAAGGGGCAGAAUCCAUGGCGUUCCCGUUUCUGGAAGACAGGGAUAUUGACUGUGAAGUCUUGUGGUGGAGGAUGGCUGAGGAGAAGAGCCUGGAAAGUCGAGUCACUUGUUGACUGACCGGUGAAUGUCCAGGGCUGAGCUUUUUUGGUGUGGGUUUUCUCUUGUGUUUCAGACACUGUCUUUGUCCUGCAGGCUGGUAGCUGGCAUGUCCUUGCUGUCAAUGAGAACAUGUGGAUGCCCAGUGUUUCUUGGAGCGAUCAGCUGAAUGCUGUCUGCUGUGAAUUUAAAAUAGUACAAACUCCUCACGAGCCUGGAAAAAAAGCUGGUGGUGCUUAGGGUUGGCACGUGACACUGUAGAAUAGUUUUAGUGCAAAUAGCCCCAUGGCUGAGAUGCCUGAUAUGUGUUAUUAAUUAAAACUCUUUUUAAUUGAAGAGUGAUUUAUGAGUGAGGGUAACAGCAGUGAAAGUUAAGGAAGGAGAACUGCUGUGGGUGUGGGUUCGUGUUGCAGCACCACUGAGGAGCUGUUUAAUAACUGCUGCUCUUUGUCCUCAUGAUGCAGUUUCUCUCAACUUGUGUGCUUUCCUUCAGACAUUUUCGUUACAUCCUCAGUACAGUAUUGUUUUUUUUCUCUCCAUGUAAUGCAUACUCUCACCCAAAAAUCCAAGCCAGAGGUGCUUCUGAUGAUCUGAGUGUUCCAACUGUUUUGAUGUCUGUUGUGUGUUAGGUGCAGCUGUGUUUAAAUGUGGACUGGCUGUAGAUGAGAUGAGGGGUUCUGCAGCAGCCCAGGGCUUGCUGUGUGGCUAUCAAAUGUUGUGCUUUGUGUGUACUGCUUGCUUUCCUAUUUAAUGGUUCCAAAAAUGUUACAAGUAAUCUUGAGUAGCAGCUGUUUCACAGCUCUUGGUUUUACUAACCACAGACUGGAUCUUUACUUGGUUUUUAUGAUUGAAAUAAAAUUAUAAUAGCUCCACUCAUCACAAUAAUAACUGACUGAUCUGUUACACGCUAAGCCAGUUCCUUUAUAUUUAGCCAGCAUUGAUUUUCCACCCAUUACACUUCUGCAAGCAGCAGGAAGUUCCUCACACUUUUUUAGCACUUCUUACUCUUUACCUGCUCUAGCUAUUUGCUGCCACCUGAAGCACUUGAUGGUUAUUUUCUGUCCACAACAUCUGUUGUGAUGCCUAGCUAAGAUCGCAUGGAGCUUUGCAGGGCAUAGGGCUUUCAAGUCUGUGUGUUUUCAGAAUUGUGAGUGCUAGUGAUUGUAGGGAUUUUUCUGGUCAUGUCUUGAAUCAGUGAACGUAGGAAUAUUACCGUCUGACUUGUGUAGUCUGAUAUUUUCUUCACAGUGUGCAGGUGGCUGUAGUGCAUGCUUUCCUUUUUUAUGGGUUCUGAGUAUUCAGUGACAUCUGUCUCAGUGGGUUUUUGCCUUUUAUCAGCUGGCUUUAGGCUUUGCUGGGCUUCUUGCACACCUUUUCUGUCUGGUGCUUUCCUCCCAGCUCCUCCUAAAAUCUUCCAGCAGUAAGCUAGGUGGAGUUUGCACACUCUUGGAGGAUGAUGCUGCAUCUUGCUUAUUUCCAUGAUUCUUUGAAUAGUAUGAAUGUUAUUUUUUGCCCUGCUUUGCUUUUCAUCUCUUCAUUUACCCACAGAAUUUAGCUAGGAAUGAGUUCUGUGGUCAGGAUGCAGAGUAUGCAUAUGGUGGUACGUGGGAGAAGGCUGGAAAAAAAGAAACAGAGUAAAAGAUCAAAGAAUAAAGCUAAUGUAUAGACAUUUUUUCACGUAUGCCUUUGGGUAUGUACGUGUCUUUAUCUUAGCUCUAAGCACUUGGUUUGGGGAGCUGCAUUCAGGCAUGACUAAUCUGCAUUUAUCUCCGUCUUCAGCCUUUCACAAAACACUGUACCAUUUGAAAUGUUUUAUUUUUCUGUAUUUAAAGAACAUUCUUUUAUAAUCCAAAUGCUUUUUCAUUUGUCUAGAACAAUUGGUGGAAGUGUUUUUAUUAAUCUUUUUAUUAUUUAUGCACUUCUAUCUGCAAUACACAAUGAAAGCAAAUGAAUUGAUUUUUUUGAGACAAGCUUGCUUUUCAUCUUACAGGAAUGAUGAGUCACUAGAUUCAUCCAGCCCUCAUCUGUAUUCCUCCCCCAGCUAAUAAGUUAAAUGUGAGUUUUAUGUUUGUAUUAAAAGGCAGCCUAUGCUUACUUCACCAGGGAGCUUGUUUGAAUGUUGAGUUCACAAGAUGACGACCACUCCUUGCCAGAGAAAAACUGCAUUUUGAGGCAUUGUGGACCUUUUCAAAGUUUGUUCCCUGAAUGAAGAAAACAGCAUUACAUUUAAUUUGUUAACUCGAGUUUACACUAGGCCUAGUCUGGUGUGCUUAUAACUCUUCAUGGUGAUGCCAGAAGGCCUGUGGCUCUGAUACGUAAAUAAGUAGCAGAAGAAAGAGAGCUCACUUCUUUGCCUUUGGUCUGUUAAUCCUGUAGGUAGAGAGUAUCAGGGUGUAUGAGAUGCUCUGCUGAUUUAGGACAAAAGUCAUCUGCUACUGUUCUGAUGGGAACAGUGCUGCAAAUAGUCGUACUGAUGGGACCUGGGAGGGAGCAUGGAGGACAGAAGUGGAUGGGAGUACUUUAAGUCAGCGUUGCUGCUGAAGCCCUGUGCUAUGAGAUGCCCAACUUUGAGCUGACUCCCACACUAAUGAAGCCAGGCUUGUUUAAAGCUAAGUAGAGUAUGGUCCUACAGUUCUGCAAUUGCAGGUGUGCUGUGAGCCAGCAGCUCUAGUUCCAGCUGCAGCUCACUUGGAAGGGCAAGAAAUAACUACAAAGCUGACUUUCCCUACCACUGUGCAUGUGCGCAGUUCUUUAACAUCAAUUUACUUUACACAUUACUUUAACAUCAAUUUUCAGGCUACCCACUAAGCAGUGCUGUGCCCUGGGGAAGUGGGAGCAUUCAAUGAGUUGAGUAUGGCUUCUCUUGUACUGUCUUUUUUUAUGUAUUCAUUAGAUUGCUAGCAUUAAGAUAAAUAAUCCAUCUCUUUACUUGCCACUGUAAGGAGUUUUCUCCUUUCUUCUGCUCCCAGGAGUUUUAGCAUUUACUGAAGCCUAUAAUCAUUUCAAAGUCCUUUUUCCAGUGCUUUAUGCUUUUAGAGUGUUUUGCCAAUCCUUGUUAGUUAACGAGAGACAGAGACGUAUCCAUAUUCUCCAUUGUCCAGAGCUACCGGUGUCUUUCUGCAUACCUCCAGCUAAGGCCAGACUGCAGAUUCCUGUUAAAAGAUUCCUGUUUUGCACCACUUUUACUUUCCUUGAGCUCUCCACAGCAAACACCCUUAUGUGAAUGGCAUUCUCAAUAGAAGAAAUUGCAGAAGUGCAAGUGAUUGAUGGGGUCUGUCAAUUACUUUAGGCAGAGCAGCUUGUGGGAGGAAGAAGAGAUUCCAAUAUGUCAGCAGUGGAAGCUGAAUUGUAUGCUGAAGUUCAAUGACUGGAUGCUCUCAUGGGUGAUUCAUGUUCAUAGCUUCCAGGUUCAGUUUGGAGUUUGGUUGUGAGGAGAGCAGGCACCAGAAGCUUGGGUGAGACGCUUCUGAAAAAGAGUGGUGCAGCUCUGUGAAUAGAUGAUGAAGCUGUUUCUCCUCUCCUUUGAAGAUGACAGCAUGUGGAGAAACAUUGCAGUUGACUGCAGGCUGAUAGGUCGAGAGAUUUGAGCAUUCUCUUGCAAACGGAGAGUGGUCUCCAGUGAGCAUGGUUUCGUGUAUGCUUCAGUGUCAGGUUCAGACCUAAGUGUGCAGUAGGUCGUUUUUCCCAGAUGUAUUCCUGUUAGCUGGUAUCAACAGCUUUCCUUAGAGUUUCACCAGUGGUCUACUGACUGUGCAUGGACUGAAGGUUGUAAAUCAUUCCAAAAGUAAGCACAAGGUAAACCAAUUAAUAUGAUUUUCAAACCCUCUCUUAUACUAUAAGUUAUUUAAAAGUACAGUGUAAUGAAGAUGAUACACGUGCCCAGAAAGUACCUCCUGCAGUGCCUAUUUUGCAGUUUGGUGUUCCACAUAAUUGCUAUUACUUUCCUUGUUUAUUUGUACGUGUGCUCAUUAAGAUCUCUGCAAAGUGGAGGGACUCUUCAAAUGCUGAUGGGGAUGAGUGUAUUCAUUAUAAGCUGAUAAUUCUCAUAACUUGUUAAAUUAAAAUAUAAAUGGAUUACAGUGUA
This is a messenger RNA of Phasianus colchicus (ring-necked pheasant), 9326 nucleotides long. RefSeq names its product vacuolar ATPase assembly factor VMA21 (gene VMA21). Gene Ontology annotation, cellular component: endoplasmic reticulum membrane. The record is from RefSeq and is a predicted model, not a curated record. NCBI's taxonomy places the organism in Eukaryota, Metazoa, Chordata, Aves, Galliformes, Phasianidae. Gene Ontology annotation, biological process: vacuolar proton-transporting V-type ATPase complex assembly.